Messenger RNA from Microplitis demolitor, 1911 nucleotides. It is a transcript of the gene dmrt99B, whose product is annotated as doublesex- and mab-3-related transcription factor A2. NCBI's taxonomy places the organism in Eukaryota, Metazoa, Arthropoda, Insecta, Hymenoptera, Braconidae. Gene Ontology annotation, molecular function: DNA-binding transcription factor activity, RNA polymerase II-specific; protein binding; RNA polymerase II cis-regulatory region sequence-specific DNA binding. Gene Ontology annotation, biological process: regulation of transcription by RNA polymerase II; sex differentiation. Gene Ontology annotation, cellular component: nucleus. The coding region runs from base 44 to 1630 and encodes 528 amino acids. The record is from RefSeq and is a predicted model, not a curated record. The transcript has 5 exons.
UUUGCCAAGAGGAGUUGGUCUUGGAGUUGAUGUUGGUCAAUUGAUGCAACAUCAGCAACAGCAGCAACAGCAUCAUGUAUUACCAGCGGCCUUUUUUCUUCGAGCUAGUGCCGAACGUUAUCAGAGGACGCCUAAGUGCGCCCGCUGUCGCAACCACGGGGUUGUUUCUGCUCUCAAAGGUCACAAGCGUUAUUGUCGUUGGCGUGAUUGCGUUUGUGCUAAAUGCACACUCAUUGCUGAACGUCAAAGAGUAAUGGCUGCUCAGGUUGCAUUGAGAAGACAACAGGCACAAGAAGAAAGUGAAGCACGAGAACUCGGCUUACAAUUGCAGUAUAACAACGGUAAUUGUUCAACUGGACCUAUCUUAUCCACAACUUCAGCAUCUGCACCCACAAAUGGAAGUCCGCCGCAGCCAACUCACGUUCCAAAUUCAGCUGGUCUGGCUAUUGCUGCUGCUGCAGCACAGAUACAGACUCAAUUACAUCAAAAACCAGACUGUGGACUUCUCCAACGGAUGAGAGUUCAAACUGAUGACUAUCGAGACGUGAAAACAGAAUGCAGUUCUAUAAGUUCAUUAUCAGGUUCCAAACGACAAAGAUUGUCCAUCCACGACUCAAGCAAUGAAGACCAUGACUCGGACUCACUAGAUGUUCAUGAAUCUUCUAAAGCGCGUUCACGUUCACGAUCUCAAUCACAUUCACCCUCCACAACUCGCAUUCUUCAUGUCAAAUCAUCAACUGAUCCGAAUCUGGGUCUCAUAUCAACAGAGACAGAUUCAAUAAUAGGUAUGAAACAAGAGAGUAGUGUAAACGAUUCCGAUGAGGGAAGUACUGGACCAGCUAGUCUAAGUCCGUCACACACACCAUCUUUAACUUCAGCUUUUACGCCCCAAAGGAGUGAUACGCCAGUACCAGAAAAUCUGAGUCUCCGAAAAACGGCAAGUCCAACUGAAACAUCUAUUCAAACCGUUUCUCAAACUGUUGAUCUUGUACAGCAUCGUUAUAGCCCACAACCUCCAUCUUUGGCGGCUGCAGCUGCUCAUUUUUCACCAUACAUAUCUCUAUACGGACCGACAGCAAGUUCACUAUACUGUUCACCAGCUCUCUACCAACAUCAGCAUCAUCAUCAUUUAGUUGAAUCACGAGAAAUACAAAUGCAAAUGCAAAUGCAAAGUGCUCAACAGCCUUGUGGUGUUCAAGUUCAGCAGCAACCGCAACAGCAAAGGUCACCGAUUGAUGUAUUGCUUCGAGUUUUUCCUGGAAGACGUCGAGCGGAUGUUGAAUCUCUCCUUCAUCGCUGCAAAGGUGACGUAGUGUCAGCAAUGGAAAUACUAGUUUGCGAAGAUAGUCUCCAACCUAAAUCUGCAUUCUCACCUCUUGCUGGUGCCUUAGCAUCUGCAGCAUCAGUGGCUUCAGCAGCAUCAGUUAGCGCUUAUGCCUCAAGAGCUGGUUAUUGUGGUCCAAGCCCACCCACACGUCACAGAUUCCUUGCUGCUCCAUAUGCAGGUACAGGUUAUUUGCCCACUGUUAUUCGACCACCAAAUCAAACCAAUCAUUCGAAUGGUGCAAGUGAUGCCUAUCGAGAAACAAGUCCGGAUGAUGCAAGUGAUAAAACUAGUUAUUCCGAGUGAUCUAAUAAAUGUGUUCAUUAAAUCACAUGCACCGAUCGAUAAUGUGGGUUUCUUGGCUGUAAAAAUUGACAGUUUAUUAUAAAUUAAGACUAAAAAUAUUAAUAAAAUUGCCACUUAUUAAACAUUAAAACUAGAGGACUUCUGAAGAAGCCUUUAAACGAUCAUUUUAUGCAAAUAAUAUGAUAACUAUCCAUGUCCAGAUAUGUAUACUUUAAAUAAGUAGAUAAUUUAUAUAUGUAUUGAAAGGUUUAUAAGAUUAAUGUUUCAUAGAUAAACUACUG